Messenger RNA from Pomacea canaliculata, 1326 nucleotides. RefSeq names its product translationally-controlled tumor protein homolog. The transcript has 6 exons. Gene Ontology annotation, molecular function: calcium ion binding. NCBI's taxonomy places the organism in Eukaryota, Metazoa, Mollusca, Gastropoda, Architaenioglossa, Ampullariidae. The coding region runs from base 128 to 661 and encodes 177 amino acids. The record is from RefSeq and is a predicted model, not a curated record. Gene Ontology annotation, cellular component: cytoplasm.
CUUUAAGCGGAUGUCACAGUAGUUGUCUGUGCGCAUGUGCUUGAAGACUUCCUUUUACCUGAUAAGUGACCAGCCGUAAGCCCUGAGCGAUCGGGUUGUGUUGUUAAAUCGUAAAAAAUCCAGCAGAAUGAUCAUCUAUAAGGAUAUUAUUACUGGUGAUGAGCUUUUUGGGGAAACUUGCAACCCCAAGCUGAUUGAAAAUGCUCCAUUCUAUGUGAUGGAGGCAAAGAUGAUUAAACAGAAACAGGGUGUAGACAACGUCAACAUUGGUGCCAACCCUAGUGCUGAGGAGGCUGAUGAGGGAGUAGAUGAGGCUGCUGUAGAGGAAGGUCUGGACAUCGUGCUGAUCAAUCGUUUGAAGGAAACUGCAUUUGGCAGCAAGAAGGAUUUUAUGAACUAUUGGAAGGCCCAUUUCGCAUGGUAUACCAGUUCGCGUUUAAAAGAGAAAUUGCAGGAAGUAAAACCAGAGCGGGCCGAUGUCUUCAAAACAGAAUGCAAGGCCAUGGUAGAGAAAUGGGUAGGCUCUUGGAAGGAUCUUAGUUUUUUCUUUGGAGAAUCAAACAACCCAGAGGCUGCACUCAUUGUUUUUGAGUGGAACGAUGAUGGCGUUAGUGGCAAGGCAUAUGUUCUUAAAGAUGCUGUCAUCUCAGAAAAAUAUUAACCCCACCAUCUGAGUUAGCAAUGGAUCCUUUUCUGCACCUGGCAUUCAUGAUGAGAACAAUAUUGUGCCGUGAUAUUUUGGGAUUAUCUGGACUGCAUCUCUGCUGUGACUGUAGUGACAGAACCUUUCUUAAGAAUUUACAUUAUAAAGUGCAUCAAAAGAACUGUUCAGCCAGCUUGUGGCAUUUAACAGAAUAGUAGGGUGUAAAGGUGGGAAACUUAACCAUUUCUGGUGGGAUGGCAGGGGGGUUGGCAUCAUUAAGGUCUUGGCUGGACACAACUAAUCUGCUGGUACAGUUAAAUAUAUAAGCUAAUGCCAAACUCACAACUUGUGUUGUCUGUUGAUCUGUCAGAGGUUUCUUCGAAGGACUGAUUGUUUUACCAUUGUCAUUCACAUAAACAUAACGCAGAACUUGUUCAAAGUGUGUUCCUCAUUUAUAUCACUGAACAUUUACCAAAAUAAUAGGAAAGCCAUGCACCUUGCAGAGCAAUAUGCGGAUCCUUUCAGUAAUGUACAUUUCUAUGGCACUUGACGAUAACAUUAGAAUCGCUAAUCUAAACAAUGGUUAAAGCAUACCACAACACCAGAUAAGGAAUCAAACGUGAAACAAUCUGCUCAACAAAUGAGCUUAAAACUCAAGAUAUUUCUUGAAUAAAUAUGGCAUG